AUGUCGUACUCCGGGAGGGCGCGCAAUGCUAGUUCAGCUUGUAUGAUCGGGUGUCAGCUUCACGCAAAAAGCAAGAAGAUCAUCACUUUGCUCCAUCGCCAAUUGCUUCGUGGAUGGGCUCUACGAAUCUCCCUUGAGAUAUCGUUUUCAAGCACUGUCGGAGCAGGAGGCUUCUCAAUCAGCCCUAAACUUGAUUUCCGUGCCGUUGUCCCUGUCAAUUCCGAAGUAUUCAGCGUUCUUUAUGAUGCAGAAAAGAGUUUCAGAACGCAAGAUGUCUAUGCUUUAAUUUUGGAGACCCAGGAGGCUCUAUUUAAAGCUUUCCGUGAAGGUAAAGCAUCAAAGUCGGAUGCUCUUCAAAGCGGCGACACCAUCUUACACGUGAGUGUCACUUUCCCGAUCACGGUUGCAUUCAACUUCUACCCAUCGUAA
Molecule: messenger RNA, 429 nt
Organism: Penicillium macrosclerotiorum
Lineage: Eukaryota; Fungi; Ascomycota; Eurotiomycetes; Eurotiales; Aspergillaceae
Exons: 1
Coding region: 1-429 (142 amino acids)
Source: RefSeq, a predicted model, not a curated record